UGAAAACAUUAAGGACCAGAGUGAUCCCAUUACCUUGAGGCAGGGUUGAGAGGGUAUGAUAUAAAAGACUCUCAGUAGAUCUAGGAUUCAACAACAGAUCCAAGAAACUUAGCUUGUUUUUUUCUGAAUAUCAACCAGGUCUAUCCACAUCACAGAGCCAUGUCUUCUCAGCAACAGAAGUUGUCAUGUACCCCACCUCCCCAAGCUAACCAGCAGCAGGUGAAACAGCCCUGCCAGCCACCUCCUCAGGAUCCAUGCGCCCCCAAGGCCCCAGAACCUUGCCAGCCUAAGGUGCCAGAGCCAUGCCGCCCCAAGGUCCCAGAGCCAUGCCAGCCAAAGGUCCCAGAUCCUUGCCAGCCUAAGGCACCAGAGCCAUGCCAGCCAAAGGUCCCAGAUCCUUGCCAGCCUAAGGUGCCAGAGCCAUGCCGCCCCAAGGCCCCAGAACCUUGCCAGCCUAAGGUGCCAGAACCAUGCCGCCCCAAGGUCCCAGAUCCUUGCCAGCCUAAGGCACCAGAACCAUGCCGCCCCAAGGUCCCAGAUCCUUGCCAGCCUAAGGUACCAGAGCCAUGCCGCCCCAAGAUCCCAGAGCCUUGCCAGCCUAAGGUACCAGAGCCAUGCCAGCCGAAGGUCCCAGAUCCUUGCCAGCCUAAGGUGCCAGAGCCAUGCCGCCCCAAGCUCCCAGAUCCUUGCCAGCCUAAGGUGCCAGAGCCAUGCCGCCCCAAGCUCCCAGAUCCUUGCCAGCCUAAGGUGCCAGAGCCAUGCCGCCCCAAGCUCCCAGAUCCUUGCCAGCCUAAGGCGCCAGAGCCAUGCCGCCCCAAGGUCCCAGAGCCUUGCCAACCUAAGGCGCCAGAGCCACGCCGCCCCAAGACCCCAGAUCCUUGCCAGCCUAAGGUGCCAGAGCCAUGCCGCCCCAAGACCCCAGAUCCUUGCCAGCCUAAGGUGCCAGAGUCAGGCCGCCCCAAGACCCCAGAACCAUGCGUCACCAAAGGACCAGACCCUUGUUCCAUCAAGAUCGUUACACCUCUACCCCAAGAGAAGUGCACACAGGUCCCCAAGGCCAAGUAGAAGUACAACAGCCCAGGAUGACACCCUCCACAGGACCAGUCACCAGAUGUGCCAUCAGCUUUCUAAUCCUAAUUGCUAGCUGUACUUCCAGGGAGAGAGUUCUCCCCUGGUGCUUUUCAGCUUAUAAUUAAUAUGCUGAAGUUAAUUAGCAAUGGUCCUUCCCUUCAUUUGGGUCCUGAAAAUGCUACAGAAGUCUGUCCCCCCCUAGGAUUCCUAAGCACUUGGAUCAGCUAAAGUUGCAUCUGCCUGAGCUGGCCCUCUGGCUACACGGCUGUCAGGGCUGGAAUCAGGAUAAAUCCAGCAAGGUUUAAGUUCAGGAGUGACUUUCUAUUCUGGUCCCAUUAAACUCAUUUUCCAUGUGAC
Molecule: messenger RNA, 1428 nt
Organism: Antechinus flavipes (yellow-footed antechinus)
Lineage: Eukaryota; Metazoa; Chordata; Mammalia; Dasyuromorphia; Dasyuridae
Product: cornifin-A-like
Exons: 2
Coding region: 160-1065 (301 amino acids)
Source: RefSeq, a predicted model, not a curated record